Pungitius pungitius (ninespine stickleback) is the source of this 3728-nucleotide messenger RNA. RefSeq names its product von Willebrand factor A domain containing 10, tandem duplicate 2 (gene vwa10.2). The transcript is spliced from 18 exons. The record is from RefSeq and is a predicted model, not a curated record. Lineage: Eukaryota; Metazoa; Chordata; Actinopteri; Perciformes; Gasterosteidae. Bases 342 to 3287 code for a protein of 981 amino acids.
ACUCACAUUAGCAUAUAAAUACAGGCAACAAAUAGGUUCAGCAGUUUACACGAUACUAUCUGAGUGUAAACAGGUAAUACUGACAAAGGAAGACUGAAGAGGUGCCACGUUUGAACAAGGCUGAGCUGCUCGAGGGUGGUUUCACUGCCAGUAAAAAAAAAAAAAAACCUUGAGGAGUCACUGCAUACAGUGGAGAUUUCAUCCUACUAUUGCUCAGUCUGUAUUUGUUUUAAGCAAAGGCGUAAAGUAAAGAAAAAAGCUAGAGGGAGGAGUCGGUACGAUUGAGAAGGUUCUGAGAAAGCACAAUUCAGAUUUCCUCCUCUCCAGCUACGUCGGCCAUCAUGACAGCCUUAUUCAUGAUGGCCCUGGUGGUCUCCCUGCCAGGCCUCGUUUAUAGCUUCAAUCCACUUAUCUCCUUUGAUGGAAAGUCCACCACUCACCGUGACAUCACGCGGCGAGCCGUCCUCAGAAAGACGGCCGAGGUCUGCCGAGAUAUUGCUGCCUCGAAAGGGCGGGAAUUCCUCUUGACCAUCGAUGACAGCGUGUCGUUUCUCGAGGUGCAAAGGGCCUGUUCCCCGACGGGCUCUUCCACUUCCCUCCAGUCGACUGUCAUAUUCGUAACUUCCAUCCUCAAUAUGAUCUUGAGCAACGCAAUAGUGGACGUUGCUUUUGCGCUGAGUGAGAAGCACCAUUUUGAUGAUGAGAGCUUCCGUGGAGGACGUGAUGUCAUAGCAACAGGCGUGGCUGCUGUGAAGGCUAGUGUGAAGCUGGAGAACUUUGUCGCAGGGAGGUCGACUCUUGGAAGGGUCUUGCACACCCUUCAAGACUUCUACAGUCACAGUAACUGGGUGGAGCUGGGGAACAUGGCCCCUUACAGCCCUCUGAUCACACCAGACCAACCGCUCCAGAACCUGGCAGAUCUUAGUACACCAACAUGUAGAAACUGUAGCGGUGGGAGCUGUGCGACGAACCUGCUGCCGCAGGGGCUUCUCACCUCGGGGUACUUCAGCCUCUUCAGCCCAGACAAACCUGCAGGUAAAUGCAGCCAUGGUGGAAGAUUAGACCAGACGAGCACACAUGACCCAGUGGGAGGCAUUAAUAAGGAUACCGUCGAGUCCAGUCAUGGCUCACUUCACCAGAAAGCUGCUGAUCUGGCUGUGGGUGCCACUCUGGAGCUACUGGAGGACAUCAGACUAGCCGUUGGAGACAAGGACUUCCUGCAAUUGAUGGGCCUCUCCCAGGCGCCCGUGCUGUGUUUUGUCAUUGACACAACAGGCAGUAUGAGCGAUGACAUAGCAACGGUCAAGAGCUUUUCCUUCAACAUCAUUGACAGUAAGAGGGGAACCCCGCAAGAGCCCGCUGCCUACAUACUGGUACCCUUCAACGACCCAGAUUUUGGACCUCUGUUCAUGACAACCAAUGCAGACGUCAUCAAAGACAGAAUAAACAGGCUGACUGCGAUUGGAGGAGGAGACACCCCAGAGUUGUCCUUGUCUGGACUGCAGCUUGCUCUGACUGCUGCUCCCCCCUCCUCUGAGAUCUUUCUCUUCACUGACGCUCCAGCUAAAGAUGCUUACCUAAAAAACACCAUCCUGGCCCUUAUACAGAGCUCCAAGUCUAUGGUCACUUUCUUCAUGACAAAUGUGUUUGCUCGGCGCCGCAGAAGUUCUCAGGGUGUGGUUUCACGUGCAAUGAGCCGAAGUGAUGACCAGCUGUACAGUGACUUAGCCCAAGCCUCUGGAGGUCAGGCCAUUCAGGUCCGCAAGGCGGACCUCUCUUUUGCUACUCAGGUGAUACAGGAUUCAUUAGCCACUGCUGUGGUGACAGUUUUUCAGGUAGUGAGAAAUCCAGGACGGCCUGAUCGUUUCACGUUCACUGUUGAUGGAUCACUAAGGAACGUGACUGCCUACAUCACAGGAACAUCCUCCCUCACUUUUGAUCUAACCAGCUCAACAGGUGUUACUCAGAGUUCCAGUCAGUCCAGUGGUCCUCUGGGGUCUUUCUCCACAGUAGGAAACCUGCACCGUUUAAUCAUCAACACUGACAAUCAAACCGGAUUAUGGGAGAUGAGAGUUAACUCAACGGACCCCUACUCUGUCAAGGUCACAGGUCAAAGCACUUUGAACUUCAUUUUCAACCUUGUGGAAGCUGAUGAGGGAGGCCGAGGGGACUUCAGUGUGAAGGAGGGACGUCCUCCUUCAGGUGGCAAUGCCAGUCUCUUGAUCUCUGUGACAGAAAGUGACACAGUAAAGGUCACAGAGGUCACCAUGUUGGACAGCUCAGGGACAACAGAAGUCAACGGAUCACUGCAGUCUGUGGGAAAGGGUACCUUCCUGGUCACAUUCAGUGGAAUCCCGGCAGGUGACUUCGUGGUUCUCCUGAGAGGAGAGGACAACAGCUCCACGUCCAGGUCAACACAGAGAAGCUUCCAGAGACAAGCCUCAACACAGAUCUCCACAUCCAGCAUCUCCGUUAAUGCUCAAGCCAACACCACCAACAUCGAACCAGGCUCCACCAUCUCAGUCCCUUUCACAGUUGCCACAACGGUCAACGGAGUUGUUAAUGAUUCUGCAACCGAGACUUUCACAGUUCGCACGAACAAUGACCGCGGUUAUUCUUUAACUGCACCCAGCGAGGUUACCACAGCAGCGGGCGUAGCCAACGGCACCGUCACCUUAACAGCACCAGCCAGUGCUGCGUCAGGAACAGAGGUGACCCUUACCAUCGAGGCAGAAAACACAGCUGCCAGCGACAUCAACUACGCCGUCCUCAGGUUGUUUGUUGUUGCCAGGGUGACAGAUAUUUCCCGCCCAGUGUGCCAGGUAGUCAGUUCCACCGAUUGUCCCUCCUCCCCAGCGCUCUGUACCACCUCCCAAUGGGAAUUCGUUGCUAAUCUCACCGAUGGCAUCAACGGUACUGGCAUUGAGAGCUUGACCGUCCGCCAAGGCAACGGUACCCUCAAUACCAGCACCGCGGCUGGGGUGGCUGGGGAGAACAUUACAGUGGCUUCCUACAGCGCCUCCUGCUGUUCACAGAAUGUAGUGCUGGCUGCUGUGGACAGGGUGGGUAAUGUGGGGACAUGUGUGGGACAGGCGAGAGAAUCUACCACGAAUGUGUCCACUGCUGCCCCCGUGAAUACAACUGCCCCCGUGAAUACAACUGCCCCCGUGUCCACUGCUGCCCCCGUGAAUACAACUGCACUUAACACAACAUCCGCUGGAAGGCACACAGAGAGCUUAUCGUACUUCAUCUAUUUGGGUGUUGCUUUUUCUGUCCUUUGGAAGUAAAUAAGAUACAUGGAAAUUACACGGUAAAUGUGCAGAAUAAGCACAGGAAUUCAUUAUUUUAAGCUUUUUCAGAUAUUAUUUUCCAAAGCUUGAGUAAAAUGGUGAUGGGCAUAUUUCUUUGAAAAAAAAAAUGUGUUUCUUGACAUAACUUGAAUAAGAAAUAUAUUUUUAUAUCAAAAUAAAAUCAAUAAGUUAAAUCAAUUGAAGUUACUGAAAGAAUCAAUGUUCCUUAUGGUGUGUGUGAUGCUAAUGUAAAAAAUACCCGAUUCUGCUCUAAUAAUGGCUGCUAGAUUCUCAAUUGGCUAAACAUGUGUUUUGGGGGUUUCCGGAGUUAAUCAUUUAUUAAAUAUGGGUGUCAAAUUGGAGAAAUACUGUUGAAUGGUUUUGAGAGAUAUUUGUAAUCAAUAAACUUCGCUACAAAGGCCUUCGUCUGACUUUCAA